Messenger RNA from Ilex paraguariensis (yerba mate), 513 nucleotides. The record is from the annotation of a GenBank genome assembly. NCBI's taxonomy places the organism in Eukaryota, Viridiplantae, Streptophyta, Magnoliopsida, Aquifoliales, Aquifoliaceae.
CUCCUUGGCUUCGUUCUCUCCUCCUACAGAGCCCUCCGCUCUCUUCUUGGAAUAAGAAUUAUUCUUAGGAAUCUAAUCUUUCUUCUUUCUCUCUCUACAUUUCCUCUGCAAAUUUUCUCUUCUCUGUCUCUCCGAUUAGAUUCUCUUUUACGUAUAUAUUAGUUCAACAACUUCUUAGCUUCUCCGUUGCCAUAGAAGAUGAUGAGUACCGUCGUCAAGAUCGAUGGGGAAGAACCAACCGACCUUCUUGACGAUCUAUCGGCCCAAGAACAGACGAUGAGCACCGUCAUCAAGGUCGAUGGUGAAGAACUGGCCGACCUUCUUCAUGAUCUAUCGGCCCAAGAACAGACAAUAAGUACCGUCGUCAAGAUUGAUGAUCAAGAAUCAACCGACCUUCUUGACGAUCUAUCGGCCCAAGAACAGACAACGAGUACCAUCGUCAAGAUCGAUAGUCAACAACCAACCGACCUUCUUGACGAUCUAUUGGGCCAAGAGCAGGUGGGUUUCUUGUGA